CUCCCUGAACGGGCCCAAUGACCUUCUUCCCUCCUGCUGACCACUCCCUGGGGCUGGCUCCCCUCAGCUCACAAACAACCCAGCCCAAGAGGCGGCUUGAAUUCCUGCAGUCGCCACUGGUGCUGCUCCCACUCAGCAGGAGGAAAGGUCUCCAAGAAGGGCUGGCCAGGUGCAGACCCCGGCCAUGCUGGCUUUGCUGUGUGGCUGCCUGCUUCUGGCAGCCCCAGCCGUGCACACCCUGAGCGUCACGGACCUGGCGAAGCCCAGCCCCGAGCUGAUGGAGCAGAUCCACGACAUGCACACCAAGGUGACAGACAUCUGGCAGGAGCUGACGCAGUGGCGGGAGGCCGCCGGCGGGCCAGACGUGGGGCUCCACGCAGUGUGCCACAUGCAGCCAUCCGCCACUCUGGACGCCGAGCAGCCCCGCGUGAGCGGCCUGGUCCUCUUCCGGCAGCCCGGGCCCGGGGCCAGGCUCGAAGCCUUCUUCGACCUGGAGGGCUUCCCCGAGGAGGCCAACAGCUCCAAACGCGCCAUCCACGUGCACCGGUUCGGCGACCUGAGCCAGGGCUGCGACUCCACCGGGCCCCACUACAACCCGCUGUCCGUGCCGCACCCGCAGCACCCUGGCGACUUCGGCAACUUCGUCGUGCGCGACGGCCGCCUCUGGAAGUACCAGGCCGGCCUCCCCGCCUCGCUGGCCGGCCCUCACUCCAUCGUGGGCCGCGCCGUGGUGGUCCACGCCGGCGAGGACGACCUCGGCCGCGGCGACACCCCGGCCAGCGUGGAGAACGGCAACGCGGGGCCCAGGCUCGCCUGCUGCGUGGUGGGCGCGGGGGGCCCCGAGGCCUGGGCGCGUCAGGCGCGGGAGCACGCGGAGCGCAAGAAGAGGCGGCGCGACAGCGGGCGCAAGACAGCAUAGGCCUGCGGGCUCCAGCGCGCAUCAGGAGCCCACCGCCCGCCCUGCCCAGGACACCCCACGCACCCCGGCUCCCCAGCGCCCUACCCUCGCCAAACACCUGGGCACCCGGAGACCCCUUUGAGCCCCGAGAGUCCUCCCUGCCAGGACAACCACGUGAGACACAACACACCCCACGGGCCCCUCCCAGGACACCCCAACACGCUCUCCUGCACCCCCAGAGGCCUCCAACCCAGUCACAUUCGUGUGCCCCCAAAGCCCUCCCUUCCAGGACACCCCCUCCCGCGCACUCGGAGACCCUCGGAGCGGAGACACCCCCGUACACUCCCCUGUGCCCCAAGACCCCCACUAGGACACUCCUGCCCACCAGAGUGUCCUCCCUGCCUAGACAACCAUGUGCACCCGAGACCCCCGCGUACCCGGAGACCCCUCCGUGCCCAGAACACCCCAGUGUACCCCAAGGGUCCUCCCCACCCGGACACCCUCAUGAACCCGCAGAGCGUCCACACUGGAGAUACUCUCCGUACUAGAGACACUCCCACCAUGGACCCCGACAGCCUGUGUGUGCAGAGAAAACUCUGUCUGCCCCUAGGUCCUCUCAGUCUUCGAGCGCCUCUCCCUUUGUACCCAGACACACCUUUCUCCUCGUGGACCAAGAUGCCUCCCUCCCCCACCCUGAGGGCCACCCACGAGCUCCAAGCCCCCCCCCCCCAGUAACUCUCAGGACCCUGCCCAGAUGUGCCGAAAUACACAUCCACCUGGGUGCCUCCGACUGAGGUCCCUCUCCCUCCUGUACCGUAGUCCACACCGCCCCCACUAAUGACCCCUGAGAGCCCUCUCUGCUCUGAGGAAUGAAGACCUCCCUGUGGGCUCCUCCUUGGCCCUGGGAGACUCCACCCCAGUUGCCUAGCGACCCUUUCCUGCUCAUCACCAGUCUGGUGGUGCGGCCCGGAGUUACCCCCACCCCUACCCUCAGUCUUCUGCUGCUUCCCCAACACCACCACCCUAGGAGACCUGCACCUUAGGAUCUUUGGCAAUCUCUGUUGCACAGUAAAAACGCAGUAAUUCAGUCCAGCA
Heterocephalus glaber (naked mole-rat) is the source of this 1993-nucleotide messenger RNA. RefSeq names its product superoxide dismutase 3 (gene Sod3). The record is from RefSeq and is a predicted model, not a curated record. NCBI's taxonomy places the organism in Eukaryota, Metazoa, Chordata, Mammalia, Rodentia, Bathyergidae. Gene Ontology annotation, biological process: superoxide metabolic process. Gene Ontology annotation, molecular function: copper ion binding.